GGGCGCGGGCCGGCUCCGCGCUGCAUGCCGGGAAGUGUGGUCCGGCCGCCAUGGCGGAGGAGGCCGAGAGGAAAGCGGCGCUGGAGAUGGUGCAGGCAGAUGGGACAGAUGGGAACUGUGUCACCUUCGUGCUGCACGAUGAGGACCACACGCUUGGCAACUCCCUCCGCUACAUGGUCAUGAAGAACCCUGAUGUGGAGUUCUGUGGCUACUGCAUCACACACCCCUCUGAAAGCAAGAUCAACUUCAGGAUCCAGACCCGAGGAGCCCUUCCUGCCGUCGAGCCAUUCCGCAAAGGGCUGACCGACCUGCUGGGUGUUUGCCAACACGUCCUCAACACUUUUGAGGUAAGACCCUCAAGAAGACCUCAGGUGUCUUUCCCCUCUUGGUCUCAGAGGGGGAGAGGAAUGAGCCAAGACCUGCUGAAGGUGUUUUGGCUGUGAAGAACCUGACAGGAC
Messenger RNA from Dryobates pubescens (Downy woodpecker), 458 nucleotides. Its product is annotated as DNA-directed RNA polymerases I and III subunit RPAC2. Gene Ontology annotation, molecular function: DNA-directed RNA polymerase activity; protein dimerization activity; DNA binding. The coding region runs from base 51 to 443 and encodes 130 amino acids. The transcript is spliced from 4 exons. Gene Ontology annotation, cellular component: RNA polymerase III complex; RNA polymerase I complex. Gene Ontology annotation, biological process: DNA-templated transcription. The record is from RefSeq and is a predicted model, not a curated record. NCBI's taxonomy places the organism in Eukaryota, Metazoa, Chordata, Aves, Piciformes, Picidae.